AUGAAAAUGAAUGAAAAAACUAUUAAUCCUCUGGAAAAGAUUAAGCACAUAUCCCAGAUUCAAAUUAGAAAGAUAUGCAUUCCAAUAUUAUUAGGACAAAUACUGGCUGUGCUUAUUAGUUUAACAGCAAUAUGCAAUGGUAUACUUUCUCAGUAUAAGAUAAACUUACCACUAGCUAUUAAUUUCCCGCAUUACUUUUUGUUAGCUGUGUCCUAUGGAAUUCCCUAUCUUUAUUGUAAAGCAUACAAAAAAUGUUCCAACAACGCAACAACCAGUGAUACAUUCGGUCACAAUGGUGGCGAAAACGUUGAUGAUGCUUAUAGCGCUGUCACUAACACGGGAGAUAUGGAAACUGUUGUAAUUCCCAAUCCUAGAAGACAUGUAUUUAAAGUGUUGUUAA
Molecule: messenger RNA, 400 nt
Organism: Heterobilharzia americana
Lineage: Eukaryota; Metazoa; Platyhelminthes; Trematoda; Strigeidida; Schistosomatidae
Source: the annotation of a GenBank genome assembly